AGCGCAGUCCCUCAGUACAUCCCGCUGAUACAGAAGGGAUAACCAGAGCCCACUGACUGCUCCCAACACGGCUCUAACUGACCAAUCAGCGCACCCAGCCAUGUGCCUGGCACCCUGCAAGCAAUCCCGCCAGCGGCCCAUCCUGCCCGCCCUCUCCCUAUCGGGCAGCACCGACAGUGGCCCCCGGGCCCCGCUCCCAGCCCGCCCUGCCCGCAACACUUUGCCUGAGAUCUUUACCUUCGAGGUGGAGUCGGUGCAGCGAGUAGGGGCCCCCCGGCGCAACCCAGCCGGGGGCAGAAGCAGGAGACCCCGAAAGGUGCUGUACCCCGCCAAGGUCCGUAGGUACCUACCUCCCCCGGAGACCGACCGGGCCCUGCGCUGGCUCUACGGGCUGUGUGUGGUGCUGCUGCUGCAGGUAUGUGCCGAGGAGCCCGAAGUGCCCGCUGUCCUACAGGGCCCCCCAGCCGCACCGCUGGGAAAGAGCCUCCAACUCGCAGCAGAACAUAGCCUGGAACUCCCAGCAGCCUGGGCAGAACAUAGCCUGGAACUCCCAGCAGCCUGGGCAGAGCGCAGCCUACAACUCCCAGCAGCACCCACCAUUCAUUCAGCUUUCCCCAACCAGACCCUGGACAUCUCCGCACUCAGCCACCGGGCCCUGACCUGCAAUCUGCCUCUGUUACUGCUAAAGAUUCAGCGCUGAGAGCCCCCCAGCUGGGGACGGGUCCAAACUGGUACCGACCCAGGGGCUACUACAGUUCGUCUGACCGGCAAAGCCCCGGCGGGGCUGGAAGGAAGGAGAAUCCGGCCAUUGCGGCUGAUAUAAUGCAGCCAGAGAUACAAUGUAACAAGUCGCAGCCUCCCAGCAGCGACAGAUACAAUGUAACAAGCUGGGAGCGCUCACUGAUACUUUGUCGCAACGUGUGGCUGAACUGUACCGGCCCUAUGCACACUACAGACUGUACAUCUGACAUCUGUGUGGCCUGAGAUACUUGAUACCGCUCUAUGAAGAAUAUUCAGUAAGAGACUUGCUAAUCGCAGAACUAUGGGAGAUUGAUCCCGAUCGAUACUGUACUGACAUGGAAGUUUAUAUUUAUUGCACUUUGUAUUAUUGUUACUAUUUAAUUAUUGUCAAUUAUUCACUAUUUAUUUAUUGUCCUAUUUAUAUUAUUAUGAUAUUAUUAUUAUUAUAGCAUUGUUCCAAAUGCUGGACAAGUCAAUAAAUUAUUUAAACGAA
This is a messenger RNA of Xenopus tropicalis (tropical clawed frog), 1234 nucleotides long. It is a transcript of the gene ier3, whose product is annotated as immediate early response 3. The record is from RefSeq and is a predicted model, not a curated record. Lineage: Eukaryota; Metazoa; Chordata; Amphibia; Anura; Pipidae. The coding region runs from base 101 to 700 and encodes 199 amino acids. Gene Ontology annotation, biological process: negative regulation of apoptotic process. The transcript has 2 exons.